Mucor mucedo is the source of this 2016-nucleotide messenger RNA. Its product is annotated as RNA polymerase I-specific transcription initiation factor RRN3. Gene Ontology annotation, biological process: transcription initiation at RNA polymerase I promoter. NCBI's taxonomy places the organism in Eukaryota, Fungi, Mucoromycota, Mucoromycetes, Mucorales, Mucoraceae. Bases 37 to 1959 code for a protein of 640 amino acids. The transcript has 3 exons. The record is from RefSeq and is a predicted model, not a curated record. Gene Ontology annotation, molecular function: RNA polymerase I core binding; RNA polymerase I general transcription initiation factor activity. Gene Ontology annotation, cellular component: nucleus.
UUUUAUUUUAUUUUUUGUUAUAUAACAUUUUACAAUAUGCCAGUUCGUUCACCCGAUAUUACCAGUGUCGAUCAGCCCAUGGGUUCACCAAAGAGUUUGACGGAAAGAGAAGAAACUAACGAGAAUGUCAGUAAAGAAAAGAUGACCAACAUGAAGCUCAUGAUGAAAACCUUUGUAUUGGGAGCACUUCGUGAAAAAGAACAGGGUAACACCAGUCGUUAUAAUGAAUUGGUUGAAAUCCUCUCCCGAGAUCCCUCAAGUCCUGAAGCUCCUUCUACCUUAAAGUUAUUCACUUGGAUCGUCGUCCUAUCUCAAUGCGUAUCUCUCUUGGACAAAUCAUGCGCAACCCUGGUGGAAGCUGCUUUACAAGUCGACUGGAGUUUUCGUAAUAGAGCAUUCGUCAAUGCCUACAUUGAUUUCUUGGAGAAUUUGGUAUCCGCACAUGCUUUCUAUGUAGUCCCUAUCCUCAAUACCGUUGUCCAAGGCUUUAGAUACCGUGUACGUGUGCCUGAAGGUUCCAAUGUCACACGUAGUAAAUCAUAUGAACGUUCUCAUGAGGCGCUUCAAUGUAUUCUCCAACUUAUCCCUACAGGUACCAAUUCUCUCUUUGUUAGUCUUGUUCGCUUUAUGCCUCACAAACGUUUCAAUACGGCCGAACAAGCAGCGUACAUUAAGAACAUUUUGUACGUCUCAGAAUAUGUUCCCGUAUUACGUAAACAAAUCCUGGGUAUUGUGAUUGAUCAAAUGGUCCAAAUUGACGCACAAAUUCAGAUUGAGUUGGACGAAAUGGAUCAAGAUAUUGAAGCUGAUGUUUAUGAUAUGAAUUUUGAUAAAGACUACGAAUCCGAAAAUAGCGAUGACGACAUGUCUGACGAGGAUGAUGAUGAUGAUAGUAGCGUUGACAGUCGAACCUCCAACCAUGGUGUGGACCGUAAAGAUUCCAUUAUUCAAAUCAAGCACAUGGUACGAAAACUAGACGCCAUGAUGCACCUGGCAUUUCAAUAUUUCAGUAAAUGUGCUUCUUCCGCUUCCGUUGAUGUCCAGAAUGAAAUCUUUUAUGCCUUGGUAGAUAUCUUUGAUCGUGCUGUUCUCAAGACUUUAAAAUCACGUUAUACGCAGUUCCUCUUGUUCUACUUUUGUUCCUUGAAUGUUAAUGUGUAUAGUGAUUACUUUUUGGAACACUUGAUUCAGCACAUUACGGACCCUUUGAAACCCAAUGUUACGCGUGUGGCUGCUGCUGCCUAUAUCUCUUCAUAUGUUGCCAGAGCCAAGUUCUUAGACCCUAGCACUAUCCAACGUGUGGUUCUGACGUUAUCUGCCUGGUGUGGGUCUUAUGUGGAUCAAUACGAACCCAACGUACGUAGCCUUGACUGUACCAAACACGAUGUCUUCUAUGCGGUCAUUCAAGCCACCAUGUAUAUAUUUUGUUUCCGAUGGAGAGAUCUCGUGAUUAACAAUGAGUUGCAACUUGAAGAGGAACUGUUUGAAGAAGAAAUCAUGGAUGAGGAACAUCGUGAGUUAACACACCCCGAAUCCGGUUUUGGUCAUGCUGCCACACGUACUUGGUGUGUUGGAUUACGUAACUUGCCACGUUUAGUGAUGAGUAAAUUCAACCCAUUAAAGCUUUGUGCUCCCUCCGUUGUGACACAGUUUGCCAAAUUGUCAAGAAAUACUCAUUUUAUGUACGUUUAUCCUGUCUUGGAAAAAAAUCGUGAUAUCUUUGUACCGGGUUUAGGUGGCUCCAAUCUUUUACAGACCGUACAAACCUUUUUCCCUUUCGAUCCUUACAAGUUGGAUGGUAGUCGUGUGUUUGUAGAUGAUAUCUAUUUUGACUGGAUUGCAGAAGAUGAUGAGGAAGAGGAUAGUGAAGAGGAAGAAGAAGAUAGUGAAGAUGAAGAUGUGACUUCGGGCAUGAUGGCCAUGAGUAUCAGUCCCAGUCCCACUCACUACUUGAAUUAGACCCUCCUUUGCACGUACACGCACACUCGCACACACACACACACACACACACACACA